GGCGGAGGGGAGAUUGGCUGGCUCCGCGCCCUCCCCACCUCUCCGGGUGCCAGGGCUGUCCUCGGAUAUGCAGCUGCGGGUUGCGGUGGUGCGUGCAGCUGGAGGUCCACCCGCUCCUCCGCGGUAGCGCCGGGGUCCGAGGCGCACGGGGCCGGGGCCAUGCAGCUGGGGGCGCCGCGGGCCGUGCUGCUGGCCGCGCUGCUGGUGGGGCUCCGGGGCGAGAAGGGGCGCCUGCUGAGCGCCUCAGACGGGGACCUCAGAGGAGGCCAGCCGGUCUGCCGGGGAGGGACACAGAGGCCUUGUUACAAAGUCCUUUACUUCCAUGAUGCUUCUCGAAGACUGAACUUUGAGGAAGCCAGAGCAGCCUGCCGGAGAGACGGGGGCCAGCUAGUCAGCAUUGAGUCUGAAGAUGAACAGAGGCUGAUAGAGAAGUUCAUUGAAAACCUCAUGGCAUCUGAUGGCGAUUUCUGGAUUGGGCUCUGGAGGCGUGAGGAGAAGCAAAGCAAAGGCACAGCCUGCCAGGACCUUUACACUUGGACGGAUGGCAGCUUAUCAACAUUCAGGAACUGGUAUGUGGAUGAGCCUUCCUGUGGCAGCGAGGUCUGCGUAGUCAUGUACCACCAGCCAUCUGCACCCACCGGCAUCGGGGGCCGCUAUAUGUUCCAGUGGAAUGACGACCGAUGCAACAUGAAGAACAAUUUCAUUUGCAAAUACUCCGAUGAGGAACCAACAGUUCCUUCUCUGGGGCUGGGAGGUGAAAGGACAAAGCCAGCCACACCCAUACUUCCAGAAAACACAGAGGAAGAAGAUGUCAAGGAAACAUUUAAAGAAAACAAAGAAGCUGCCUGGAACCUUGCCUACCUCCUCAUCCCCGGCAUCCCCCUUCUCCUCCUCCUGCUGGUCACCGCAGUUAUCUGCUGGGUUUGGAUCUGGAGGAGGAGGACCCGGGAGCAGCCAGGCCCCAGUAUGAAGGAGCCGCCACGCACCCUCUGGCCCUCACCUGGCCGCGCCAACAGCCCAGACCUGGAGGUUUACAAGGUCAUCCGGAAACAAAGCGAAGCUGACUUAGCCGAGACCCGGCCAGACCUGAAGAACAUUUCUUUCCGAGGCUGCUCGGGAGAAGCCACUCCCGAUGCCCUGUCCUGCGACUCUGAGGACAGGGCUGUGAACCCAUCUGAGAGCGGGUUUGUCACGCUGGCCAGCAUAGAGAGCGGCUUUGUGACCAAUGACAUUUACGAGUUCUUUCCAGACCACCGGCUGGGGAGGAGCAAGGAGUGUGGGUGGGUGGAAAAUGAAAUAUAUGGUUAUUAGGACCUGGGAGAGACACAUAAAUGGACCAGAAUGGGGAAGAAAGGAGAAGCUACAAUCUCCUGUUGUCUAUGAGGAAAACACUCAGGAGCCUGUGAAAGUGCUGGUCCCAGGCCUGGGGUGAGCAUGCGGCCCCAUCGCCUGCUAUUGCAUCCCUAUCUCAGCCUUUCACCAGCUCUGUCCGGUGAGAAAGCAGCUUGCCCAGGGCUGGCACAGAGUAGGACAUCCAUGGCAGUGGAUUGGUUGUAGCAGACCAGCCAGGGACAGCUCUCCUGGGCAGGGCCCCAGUGUCGCUGUGGGACUGGGGUCACCCAUCUCUAGGACGCCCAUCCCAGGUCAUUUUCCUUCCUCUAGACAGCAGCCCCUGUGAUCGCAACAGGAUGGAAAUGACAGAUGAUUUCAAAGCCUCAUGGGCUGGCUUAGGCUGGCCUGUGCACCAACCAUUCUUGUAUCUGUUUUUUUCAAACUCAAAUCAAAUAAAAUGCAGGAAGCCGAAUGUUA
Messenger RNA from Pipistrellus kuhlii (Kuhl's pipistrelle), 1809 nucleotides. It is a transcript of the gene LAYN, whose product is annotated as layilin. Lineage: Eukaryota; Metazoa; Chordata; Mammalia; Chiroptera; Vespertilionidae. The coding region runs from base 160 to 1311 and encodes 383 amino acids. The record is from RefSeq and is a predicted model, not a curated record. Gene Ontology annotation, molecular function: hyaluronic acid binding. The transcript has 8 exons.